This is a messenger RNA of Dunckerocampus dactyliophorus (ringed pipefish), 2842 nucleotides long. RefSeq names its product family with sequence similarity 172 member A (gene arb2a). NCBI's taxonomy places the organism in Eukaryota, Metazoa, Chordata, Actinopteri, Syngnathiformes, Syngnathidae. Gene Ontology annotation, biological process: regulatory ncRNA-mediated heterochromatin formation. Gene Ontology annotation, cellular component: nucleus. Gene Ontology annotation, molecular function: siRNA binding. The record is from RefSeq and is a predicted model, not a curated record. The transcript has 11 exons. Bases 152 to 1345 code for a protein of 397 amino acids.
CCAGGAAGCAGCUUGCAAGUGGACUGUUCUGAAGGCGAAACCCUUCUGUGAUUUUUGGGAUCGGAUCCGAUGCUCAUCCCUCAGCUUAGUGCUGCUGAAUCAGCUCUGUGCAUACUGUUGAUCGGCAUGGCCCAGGUGGGCGGCCAGGAGGAUGGGGAGAAAACCACAGCACUCAAGGGUGAAUAAUUUGCUGUCAAGAAUAGACUUAGAUGAACUCAUGAAGAAAGAUGAACCCCCUUUCACAUUCCCCAAAACCCUGGAGGAGUUUGAAUAUGCCUUUAAUGAGCAUGGACAGCUCAGGCACAUAAAGACAGGAGAACCUUUUAUCUUCAAUGCAAGAGAAGAUCUCCACCGCUGGAACCAGAAACGUUAUGAAGCUCUCGGAGAGAUUAUCACUCAAUAUGUCUAUGAGCUGCUGGAGACAAAGUGCAACCUGACUAAAGCAAUUUUACCACUUGACGCCACUGUGGAUGAGCCUUUUACUUUUGUCUACCUAAGCCCCAAUGCCUUGUCCAACCCAUCCAAGCUACUGGUGCUGAUCCAGGGCAGCGGUGUGGUGCGGGCCGGUCAGUGGGCUCGAAGACUCAUCAUCAACCAGGACCUGGACUCAGGAACGCAGAUCCCCUUCAUCACCAGAGCCAUGGAGGAGGGCUACAGUGUGAUGGUACUCAACCCAAAUGAGAACUUCCUGGAGGUGGAAAAACCGUCCUCCACUCUGCCCUCACAGACCGAGCCGUUGGAUGAGCCCGCCGAAAAGAAGGAACGUAGAGAUGACAAAGAGGGCAAGAAGAGGAGAGAAUUUUAUGAGAAGUACCGCAACCCACAGAAGGAAACGGAGACGGAGCGGAUCCCUAUAAGGGAAAACACUUCCUCUGAGGAACACGUGUUGUACGUGUGGGAUCACUUUGUGUCCAAAGCUGCAGCCAAGAAUGUCUUCAUCGUGGCCCACAGCUACGGAGGACUGUCCUUUGUUGAAUUGAUGAAUCACAGGGAAACUGAAGUGAGGAACAAAGUGUGUGCUGUGGCUCUGACGGACUCAGCUCACAACAUCUGGUUACAGGAGACUAGUAAAAGUACACAGGACUGGAUGCAGCAGCACUGUUGUAACUGGGUGUCAAGUCCAGAGCCCUUGGACACUCCCCUGGACUCCAUGCUACCAGACUGCCCACGUGUUUCUGCAGGCACUGAGCGACAUGAGUUGACCUCCUGGAUGAGUUUCGACUCCAUCUUCAGGUUCUUCAGCGAGGUCCUGGAGAUGAAAGAAGACGAGGAGGCAGAAGAGACGUCCACCAACACUGUUACCACACGCAGCAGCUCCCUCAAAAGCAAACAUCAAGAUUUGUAAAAGAAUAACAACAACACUGACUUGGGGCGAGACUGUAGCGGGUGGGAGGCUACAGAUAAAGGAGGUUUCUCCUCCUUUCUGAUAUUUUUUUUCUAUCUUCUCUAACCUCCUUGCUCUGCUCCCCGUUCUCCCUUCCAGCAUUGUUGUUGUUGUGUGAGACAAGAGUCCAGGGUCAGCGUGUGUUCACAGUAAGAGUUUGCAUUACGUCAAGAUGGGCGCAGCCGUCCAAGCAAUACUUGCUGAAGUGUUUGUGCUUCCCGAGGGCUUAUGGACAGUGGGCCGUGCACCGUGCCUUGUGGAACACCAUUGGACUAUACUCCAGAUUCAGCUGCUGAAAAUGUCUUUUCUGACUGAUAGCAUGAAAUUGUUUUUCUUUUUUUUUUUUUUGUCUCUGCUCACCGUGAUUGUUCAUAGUAAGCGUGAGCACACGUUCUUAACUGUUCACCAUACAAAGGCUGUUGUUUUUAUGACUUCUUCAACUUUUAAACUCAUUUACCGAGAUAAAUUUAGAUCACCUGUGCUGUUGUACUCAUCUAUGCAUUCCUCUCCUCUUCAUAUCUUUGAAAUGGAUGUCUGCGGGUGAUUGGAUGCGACGAAACAAAUAAAACAAGCACAAUGUGCGCUGCAUAUUUACAGUGGGGGUCAGUGAGCAUAUUUAAAAUCACUUACAGUCAAGCAUCAAAUGGAUUUAAGGGGUAUCUCAUUUAAACAGGAGCCAUAAGACAGCUCUCAACACUCAUAAAGCCUCAAUAGAUGACACAUGUCAGGAAACCCAAGAUCUCAAUAUUAUUCUAAGCCUGAAUGAUGUUAGAGAAAAGUAUAACAUUUCUAUUUUUUCCCCCUUCUACUUCUUGUGUUCUUAGAUGUGACAACUCCCUGCUCAGCCGCUCUUAAUCUGACUAUGUGACACAAACAUUAUAACAUUUUUUUUAAGUUUUAUAAACCAGUCAAGGCUUAACAGAAUACAUUUCUAAUGUGUCACGACAUUAGUCAAAUCUUACACAGCCAUUGCUAAAUCUUAUGAUACCUUAGACACUUCCUUAAAUAUGUACUUUCCCUUAUUCCCCCCUCACUUCGGAAAGGCGCGAUUGUUUAACUUUUAACUGUGAAAUCCUCUUUCUCCCCCAAGCCCACUAUGUGUGUGUGUGUUAAUGCUUUUGAGGAUUAUCUUCGUGCCGUAAUGAGACAAGUGUGGCUGAUGGUUGCAAGGCCUAAUUUCCUUUUAAUUUGAUUCCCAUCUCUCCUGGUUUCUGAAAAAAAAAUGCCUUGCUUAUUAUUUGAUUUGAUGAAUUUGGUUUCCAGAUACCGUUGCUCAUCUUUCUGCUUUUCACACAAAAUCUGCUCAUUUUUCCCCACUUUAUAAUUUGUACAUUGUUGCCUGGAGGGAACAAACAAGGCUCAGUGUCUCCAAUAACAAACAAAUGAUGAAAGAGCAAAGCACAGUCUGUAAAUAUAUAAAUGGGGAUUUAUUUUGCCAAUUUUCCCUUGAACACAUUA